Poecilia latipinna (sailfin molly) is the source of this 2333-nucleotide messenger RNA. RefSeq names its product tetratricopeptide repeat protein 16. The transcript has 13 exons. Lineage: Eukaryota; Metazoa; Chordata; Actinopteri; Cyprinodontiformes; Poeciliidae. The record is from RefSeq and is a predicted model, not a curated record. The coding region runs from base 133 to 2013 and encodes 626 amino acids. Gene Ontology annotation, molecular function: protein binding.
GGUGUUAUGAGUUGGUUUCCACGGAAACAUUCAGGUUUAAUGUUAAAGUUUAGAAACAGAAGCAGAAAAAACAAAGCAGAUGCUACAGCAGUUGAGUAACUCCUCUUUGGUAAACGCGUUUUUACAAACAACAUGGACACGCCUGAGAAGAUAAAUGAUCAAACACAUGAAGAUGGACAAGGUGUCUUUUCCACUGCUGUGUCAGAGGAGAAUCUGGAAAGGGCCAGGAGAAGAAGCACCUACGUGGACUUCAGUGAUCGGCUUGUGGCAGUCAGAGACUAUCGCUUUCGAAGACCAAAACUGGAUCCGGACAUAAUCAUUAAGAGCAAAGCUGCAGAGCACUUAAUAAAGGGGAAAGAGGCAGUGGAGAAGUUCCAGUAUGAGAAGGCUGUGCUCUGCUUCUCCAAAGCCAUCUACCUGCAGCCUAAACAGACUGAGCUGUAUGUGAGCCUGGGAGAGGCUUAUAUUCAGCUGUGUGACUUCCAGUCAGCAGCCGACUCUUAUAAUCGAGCCAGUUUCCUGGACCCUGGAGCUUUCGACGCUCGUCUGUCCUUCAUCUACUACAUGCAGGCUCAGUGUCUGUUCGACCGCGGUCUCUUCCUGGAGGCGCUGCACAUGUUCGGGAAAGCUGCCGACCUGAAGCCGGAGGCCGCCGGCGCCUUCAGAAUCAGAAGCCUGGCCUGCCUGACAGCGGCAGGGCAACACGGCGACUGUCUGAAGGAGCUGGACCGGGUCAUCUCAGAGGGUCCGUCUGCCGAGCUCUACGUCUUCAGAGCCAGAGUUCACAAGGCCAUGAACCAGACAGCCUGUUGUCUCCGAGACGUGCGGUCAGCGCUGGAGUUGGACCCGGAGUGCCAGGAGGCCAGAGCGAUGCAGCAGCACCUGAUGGAGGCCAGCGAGGACAACAGGCAGCAGGCGGUGAUCAGGAUGCUGUCAGGCCACCUGCAGGAGGCGCUCUGCCUGAUCAACGUCGCCCUGGAGAGCAAUCCGGAGAACGGACAGCUCUACCUGUUCAGAGGGACUCUGUACCGACGUCUGAAGGAGUUUAUCUCGGCCAUCGAGGAUCUGGUCCAGGCUGCUGAGCUCUGCGAGCCGAAGGAGGAGGAGAGGAAGGAGAGCAGCUCCGUCCUGAAGGAGGUGCAGCUCCAGCUGGCUCUCACCUUCAACGACUUUGCUGUCCAGUGCUUCAGCAGAGGCCUCUACGACGAGGCGCUCCUGCUUCUGAACAAGGCCAUCAAGGAGGACAGGAACAUGGGCGGCCUGUACCUGAACCGAGGAGACUGUUUCUUCAGGCAGGCCGACUGGUGUUACGCUCUGCUGGACUACCAGCAGGCCGAGGAGAUGCUGAGUCCCAACGAGCCGGCCCUGAGGCUCCGCCUGGCCGUCAUUCACAGCACUCUGGGCUCCUUCUGCUUCCAUGACUGGUACUUCCAGGACGCAGCCGACAUGUUUUCCCUGGCCAUCAUGUACAACCCGACCGCCAGUCCGUACUAUGAGUACCGGUCGAAGGCGCUGCGCCGGAUCCAGAACCUGAAGGGCGCCAGAGAGGACCUGAUCCGCCUGCUGAUCCUGGACCCCGACAACGAGGAGAUCCCCCCGAUGAUGAUGAACCUGUUCCCCGGCAGCACCGUGGCCCAGGUUCUGUCCAGCACCAAGGGGCAGUUGCUCCGAGAUGAGCUGACGGAAACCAUCCGGGUCUGGGAGUCUUCUUCUGAUCCAGAGAAGAGCCUGGAGGAAAGUCUGAGCAGCCUGACUGUGAGCGGUGAGAGUCCAGAGGGCGAAGCGUUGAGCCUGUCUGAAGCUGCUCAGGAGCUCAGCCUGUGUGUGAGCAGGAAGGACCUGCAGAACGCAGCCAGGGCCCUCCUGCAGGUGGAGGAGGCUGUGGAGUCGUUCAUCCCCGUCUGUCCGGCCCUGCGCCAGAGCAGCACUAGCGCCUCAAAGUGUCCACCAACAGCAAGCGCGUCUACUCUUCCACUGCCAGCAAACCUGAGCCGCCUGGGGUCUGGAAAAUAACACCAGCGUUCACAUCCAGUCCUACUCUGUUGUUAGAUUCUCUGUUUUAACAUUUUUACUUCUUUAAAAUCAUUCAGUACUGUCACUAAUCCAAUUAAACGACUGUAGUAUUUUCCAUUUUAGAUAUAUAUUUGAAAGUCUAAUCCUACAGAAAUUACAAAAAGUGUUCAUUGUAUCAGCUUUUCUGAAGAGUCAGUCAGGGGCCACACAAAGUCAUUCCAAGGGCCACAAAUAGCCACCGGGCCGCACUUUGAACACCACUUCAGUAAAUCUUCCUUGAAAGAAAAUGUCACGUUUCUUAUAUUUGCAGGACAUAAAAA